AUGGAAGAAAUAGUUGCAUCUUCUGAUAAAGAUGAAAUAAAGGAAGGAAAUAAAAGUUGUGAUGAUAGUUUAGUUGCAAUUGUUGCUUGCGAUGAAGAUGAAGAACCUAGAACUGGAAUGACAUUUGGUUCCGAAGAAGAUGUUACUCAAUAUUACACUAAUUAUGCCAAACGUAUGGGUUUUGGAGUUGGAAAAAUAAGUUCAAAAAACGGUGAUGAUGGAAGGAAAUACUUUACUCUAGCAUGUUAUUGUGCAAGAAAGUAUGUGAGCACUUCAAAGAAUCCUUCAAAGCAAUACCGUACAUCGAAAACACAAUGCAGAGCUAGGUUGAAUGCGUGUAUUGCUUUAGAUGGAACAAUUACUGUUUCAAGAGUUGUUCUUGAACAUAAUCACGAACUUGGCCAAACCAAAGGGCGGUAUUUCAGAUUGGACGAGAAUUCGGGGCCUUGUAUAAAGAAGAGUUUAGAACUUAAUGAUCAAGCUGCAAUAAAUGUUAGCAGAAGUCUUCAAUCUGCGGGUGUUGUAACAAAUGGGUGUGUGAAUGUUACUUUUGGAGAAAAAGAUUUUAGAAACCAUAUACACAAAGUAAGGCGGAUAAAACUUGGGAGAGGAGAUGUUGAUGCGAUUCAUAGCUUUUUUUCUAGAAAUCAAAAGCAAAAUAGUCAAUUUUAUUAUGCAAUUGAUAUGGAUGAUAAAAGAAAUUUACAAAAUUUAUUUUGGGCUGAUGCGAGGUGUAGGGCUGCAUAUGAGUAUUUUGGUGAAGUCAUAACUUUUGACACUACUUAUUUUAGAAAUAAGUAUGACUUGCCAUUGGCCCUUUUUGUUGGAGUGAACCAUCAUGGUCAGUUUAUUUUGUUGGGGUGUGCAAUAUUGUCGAAUGUGGAUACUAAAACUCUUACUUGGUUGUUCACAAGAUGGUUGGAAUGUAUGCAUGGACAUGCUCCAAAUGGCAUAAUUACUGAUGAUGAUAAAGCAAUAAAAAAUGCAAUUGAGGUUGCCUUUCCAAAAGCUCGUCAUCGAUGGUGCUUGUGGCAUAUAGUGAAAAAGGUCCCAGAAAUGUUGGGUAAACACUCUUAUUGUGAGUCUAUCAAAACACUUAUGCAUGAUGUGGUAUAUGAUUCUCAAAGCAAAAGUGAUUUCAUGGAGAGGUGGGGAAAUAUGAUAGAACGUUAUAAACUACAUGAUAAUGGAUGGCUAAAAGAGUUAUUUGAUGAGCGAAAUCGUUGGGUUCCUGUGUAUGUGAAAGACACAUUUUGGGCUGGAAUGUCAACUACACAAAGGAGGGAAAGAAUAGAAUCAUUUUUUGAUGGUUACGUAAGUUCAAAGACAACAUUGAAGCAAUUUGUUGAACAAUAUGAUGAUGUAUUGAAUGAUAAAAUUGAAAAGGAAAGCAUGACCGAUUUUGAUUCAUUUAACACAACAAUUGCAUGUGUAAGUCAUUUUGGCUUUGAGGUUCAAUUUCAAAAAGCAUUCACCAAUGCAAAAUUCAAAGAAUUUCAAGUAGAAGUUUCUUCUAUGAUGUAUUGUAAUACUAGUUUUGAGAGAUUGGAGGACUUGAAUUCAAUAUUCUCUGUUACUGAAAAUAAGAAAGUAAACGAGAACAUUAAAGAUAUGGUGUUUAAGGUAUCUUUCUAUGAAAAAGAUUUCAAAUUGCAGUGUACAUGUUGCUUAUUUGAAUUCAAAGGAAUUUUAUGUAGACACAUUCUUUGUGUGCUUAAGCUCAUUGGCAAAACUGAUUCAGUGCCACCUUAUUAUAUCUUGUCACGGUGGAGGAAGUAUGUAAAGCGGAGAUAUACACUGAUUAAACGUGGUUUUGAAGAAUUGCAACGUGUUAAUAAAGCAUGUGAUGCCUUUUACGAAGUUGCUUCUACAAGCAUAAACUCUGAAGAAGAUUUACUGAAAAUGAUGAAUUGGAUCAAGGAAUUGAAAAAUGUAUUAACUUGUAAAGGGCCAUCCUCCAGGAUUAUAGAAGAAAAUAGUUCAAUUCCAAACCAUGUAACUAGGAUUCUUGACUCAGCCGUAACUCAAUGUAAUGGGUGUCCUCCUUCCAAAAGGAAGACAUCUGACAUUGAUCAAAUUUUGAAGAAGAAGCUUGCAAGAAAUAAAACUCAAAAGAACAACCAGGAAAACAAAAAGGGUCAAAGUCAAGAAGAGGACUUGUUUACACCUAUUGUUCAAGAAGUUGAAGGACAUAUUGGCCAUAUAACCCAGGCACAACACAACACAAUAGGAAUGAUCAAUGAUCAUCAUAAAGACAUAGGUCAGCUGCUACUUUGA
Lathyrus sativus (Indian pea) is the source of this 2277-nucleotide messenger RNA. The record is from the annotation of a GenBank genome assembly. Lineage: Eukaryota; Viridiplantae; Streptophyta; Magnoliopsida; Fabales; Fabaceae.